Molecule: messenger RNA, 2723 nt
Organism: Perca flavescens (yellow perch)
Lineage: Eukaryota; Metazoa; Chordata; Actinopteri; Perciformes; Percidae
Gene: zbtb26
Product: zinc finger and BTB domain containing 26
Exons: 2
Coding region: 166-1485 (439 amino acids)
Biological process (GO): regulation of transcription by RNA polymerase II
Molecular function (GO): protein binding; DNA-binding transcription factor activity, RNA polymerase II-specific; RNA polymerase II cis-regulatory region sequence-specific DNA binding
Source: RefSeq, a predicted model, not a curated record
GUCCCGGAUUGUACUGUUGUACUGGGCCUUUAAAUGGAUUUUGCAUCCGGAUUAGCGCCUUCAAAUGCCCGGACAGACCUACCGAUGACAACCCAUCUUUAACGUGUUUGUUUAAACGGGGUUAACAGGUGCAGUGCUGCUGCUGCUGCUGGCUGUCGGUUCACUAUGGCCCAGAACCAGGUGAUCCUGCAGUUCCGCUUCGCCACGUUUGGGGACUCAAUGCUGCAGAAGAUGAACCUCCUACGACACCAGAGACGCUUCUGUGAUGUCACUGUGCGCAUCAACCAGCUAGAGGUCCCUGGUCACAAGGUAGUGUUUGCCGCUGGCUCGUCUUUCCUGAGGGACCAGUUCAUCCUUCAGCAGGACUCCGGCGAGGUCCAGAUCUCCAUGAUCCAGGAGGCGGAGGUGGGCCGGCAGCUCCUGCUUUCCUGCUACACAGGGCAGCUGGAGUUUCCGGAGCUGGAGCUGGUGCAUUACCUGACAGUGGCCAGCUUCCUCCAAAUGGGCCACAUUGUGGAGCAGUGCACCCAAGCUCUCAGCAAGUUCAUCAAACCUCAGCCUGCACGCCAGCUGGAGGUGGAUGUGGGGAUAAGGAGGGAGAACAAGGAGGAGGGGUUAUCGUCCCAGGCCCAGAGAGAGCCGGAGCACUCUCAGGUCCGGACUGUCCAUCAAGAGGGGGCAGAGGUGGUGCAGGUUGGGGACGACAACAGUGGCAAUAAUGAUGACCACGAGGAUGACGAUGACGAUGACGAUGAUGAUGUAAUCAUACAGCCUGCAUCCCCUCUUCAUAACUUAGACAAACGUCCAAAGCAGGACAUGGUGGAGAGCGACAUCACUAUCAUAAAAGUGGAGUCUGUGUCUGACGCAGCGGAAAACUCCAUCACUGGUCACUUCCCCGCCAGCCCACCUCCUGCCCUCCACUCUCCCGAGCCCCAGCACUCCCUCAUAAACUCCACCGUGGACAGCCGUAGCAGUGAGAUGGCGGCUCCGCCCGGCGCGACCGGGUACCCGCUCAGUCCCCCUCCUGCGUACCCUCCGGCAGAGAAACACGGUGUGCACCAGAGGAACUACGACAAACCCCUCCAGUGGUACCACCAGUGUCCAAAGUGCUCGCGGGUCUUCCGCCAGCUGGAGAACUACGCCAACCACCUCAAGAUGCACAAGCUGUUCAUGUGCCUGCUGUGCGGCAAGACCUUCACGCAGAAGGGCAACCUGCACCGGCAUAUGCGGGUCCACGCCGGCAUCAAGCCCUUCCAGUGUAAAAUAUGUGGGAAGACCUUCACGCAAAAGUGCUCUCUGCUGGAUCACCUCAACCUGCACAGCGGGGACAAGCCACACCGCUGCAACUACUGCGACAUGGUUUUCGCUCACAAGCCAGUUCUCCGCAAACACCUCAAACAGAUCCACGGGAAGAACAGCUUUGACAACGCAAACGAAGGCAACCUGCACGACGGGGGGCUUGACUUUGAUUUUGGGCAAAUAUGAAAUCUGUAGACCUUUUUUUUGAAGUGAUGCAGACUUUACCUCGGAUGGAACAUUAGAAUCCUAAAUUUAGCAGUUCGAGAAACUGACACAGUAUUUUAUACAAAGCCGGAGCACAGAGCCUGUUAUUCUUUGUGUGAGAAGCCAUUGAUUGCAUUAUUGAGGAUUGGCACAUGAGUGAACAUGGUGGCUGGUUUCCUCCAGCCUCAUCCUGAUGGGUUUAACUGGAGAACGCAAACGUGAAAGGAGACGUUUUCCUUGGUCUACAUUUAACUGUAGCUUCAUUACUGUGGACAGUUUUUUUUUUUUUUUUUUUUUUUUUUUUUCUACAAUACGUUGUAGAUGCCUUCAUAUCGUACUUGAAAAUUCAGCACUGAAACACUAAAUAUAUAGACUGUACUUCAUUAGUUUUAUUGAUGAAUUAGCAUGUCUUUGUGUCUACGCUGUCCAAUGAGAAAAAAACAUGAAGGAAAAAGAUCCAUAUGUAUAUUGUGUAUACAGUCUACUGUAGCCUUUCUUUCUUUCUUUCUUACCUGUGUGAAUAUGACAACAUGGACUUAAUAACUUAAAGAAACUUGAAAGAGGAAAAUAUUUUAUUGAAGGCAAGCUACGCCAGUGACCAACACGGAUGCCAAAGUGUCUAUGGCUACGUUCAGGCUGCAGGCAAAAGUGGCCCAAAUCAAAUUUUUUUUGACCAGGUCAGACUUCUUCAGAAGUAGUGUGAACACUCAAAUCUUGCCCAGAUCUGAUUUUUUCAAAUCAAAUUUAGACCACUUACAUAUGUGUUCCAGAAUCAGACACAGGUCUGAUUUUCUUUUUUCAGUGCGGCCACAGUGUGAACAACCAAGGCCGAUUUGAUGUGACUUUUACGUCAAUCUACAUCUACAUUUGUCACAAUUAUGCGCCAGCGGGAGUUAGGCCUAGACACAGACAAUAAAAUUAAAAACUUGACUAGGCCUACAAAAUGGAGAACAGUGAUGGAGCAAGUCAAUGGAGGGAGAGUGAGGUGUUAGACCUAAUUAGUAUAUGGGGAGAUACUUCAAUUCAAUCUAAACUAGAAGGAUCAUACCGUAACCACUCAGUUUUUGAAAAAAUAGCAAACGAAAUGGAAGAACGGGGACACAGGACUACCACUACACCCUCUGCAGUGAAUUUGCAGCCACAGCCCCGCAAAAGGCCAAAAUAACCAAUUUGUCUCUCUAUCUCUUCAUUCUUCUCCUUCUCAGCACCUGCUCAUUAAU